AUGUUUUUCUGGUUUCGUUACUUCUUCUGGAUCAUCAUUUGGCUAGAAGUCCGCAGAACGCACACACCUGUCGCCGCCACCAUCAACAACGCCAUCAUCCUCUAUCCUCGCCGCUGGAUCUCGACGAAGAAGCGUUUCCACAUCAUCGAAAAGGGAAAAUUUCGACCCCUCGACACGCAACAACCUUCCACCCCUCCCAUCUCCAUGUGCCAGCGGUACAUUCACCUCACCAUCUGCCGUCACCUCGACUGUGGGGUCCAGGUCGGGAAGAAGCACCGCAAUGUGUACUGUUCUGCUGCCCGUCGAGCCCGACGUCUGGGCCGGUGCGACGACGGUCUCAAGGUCGCUGCCGAGAUCAGCCAUCGUGGCACUGUUUCGUGUACGGCCUGCAAGGCGUCGAGGUCUUCCUACUCUUCUCCUUCAUUGGUGAAGACUUCUUCUUCUUUUCUCUUGACAAACGAAGAAGAAGAUGUCGAGGACGAGCAAAACGACGAGUUUUCUUCUCCUCGUCCUGCUUUCCAGAGACCGUCCCGGAGGAGAGGAAGAAAGCCACGCAACAGCGUCUUCCGGGACGUUUUCGAGAUCCCCCUCGAGCAGCAAGUUAAGGACUUUGACAAGCAGGGCAAGCGGAGACGCAGUGGCAACAAUGUCCUGGACACCGAGAUGGAAUCCGAAUUCUCAUGGCUUCAGGUCGAGGGCCCUGAACAAAAGAGACGCGGCACCCGUCAAUAUUCGCACGAGAAGAAGAAGCCUCGAGCAAAUGAUUCGGGCUCACUGGGCUGCUAUGGCCUGUAG
Pestalotiopsis fici W106-1 is the source of this 795-nucleotide messenger RNA. RefSeq lists its product as uncharacterized. The transcript has a single exon. NCBI's taxonomy places the organism in Eukaryota, Fungi, Ascomycota, Sordariomycetes, Amphisphaeriales, Sporocadaceae. The record is from RefSeq and is a predicted model, not a curated record. Bases 1 to 795 code for a protein of 264 amino acids.